AUGAUGAGACCGUCCAUUGGGAUUGAUUUCCUCUCGGACUUUGGCGUAGCCAACAAUGUGAAAGCAUGUGCCACUGCACUCUCCAUUCGUGGCAAGACCGCUUUGACCGGCAACCAAUUGGCUCUACCACCCGGUAAUGAGUUCUCAGCACCUCCUACCCACUUUUACAGCAUAAUGCAUUACAAUGGCACCACAGUCUUCUGUCUCAAACUUCUCUUCCAAUGGAAAGCAAAGCUUUUCGCCUACUAUAAGCAAACGAACCAUUCAUUUUUUCGCCACCUUUUUGAACCAAUCACUUCCACAUUCACGUACCUCAUUGGCUAUACCUCGCCUAGACGGGCUAUCCACAUUGAUCCCGUGUUGGAAACUGUCCAACGUGAUGAGAAAGUGAUAAGGGAGCUGAACUUGGAUUUGCUCUUUGUGCUCAACACGAACGUGCACGCGGACCACGUGACGGGCUCAGGAGCCCUGAAGGAGAUGUUCGCUCCCACCUGCAAAAGCGUCAUCUCCGACUCAUCGGGCACGUUAGAUCACAAGGUAGCUACCGCAUGGCGUAGAUUUUGUGAGACUAUCAUGAGGAAAUGUCAUACGAACGGUUGUUUCACCUACGUGCUCCACUCGGCACGAGAGGCCUUCACAGGGGAUGCCUUGCUCGUUCGCGGCUGCGGGAGGACGGAUCUUGAGCAGGGCUCGCUCGAGACCCUCUAUGAAUCCGUUCACUCGAAAAUACUAUUCCUUCCCGACGACCACCUCCUCUUUCCUGCUUACGAGUACUCGGGUUGUAUGAUGACCACUGUGGGAGAAGAAAAGAAGUAUAACACACGACUUGGCGUGUCAAAAGAAAAGUUUGUUAAAAUUAUGGAAAAUCUGAAUCUUUCAUACCCGAAACAAAUUGAUCGGUCUCUUCCACUCAACCUCAAAUGUGCAUAUGACGAGAAACCUCUCGGCUCUGAAAAAACGUUUCAGCAUUAUAUUAAAACCCGAGAGCGGCUUUAUUGUUGUAAUAAAAUUGCCAUGCUGUGCCUCGAGUCCUCCUAUACCGAGUUAAGCCAAGGUAGUAUUUGUUGUUAUCGCUUCACAUUCUUCAUUGUAUCAACCGCAAGGCCGCUCACGGGACUUCCUGAUGAUAAAACGCAUGCUGAAAUGAACUUACACGCCAAUUUUCUCCAGUUAUGGUCCAGCAAAUUCCCAUGUUCUGUGGAUCCACUUCCUCAGCUUGAGUGUUUAAAGGCGGAUCAAUUUCUCACAGUAAAUGAACAGCGUGUUGCCCUUGAAGUUGCUCAGUCAGAGGUAUCCGCCUCCAUCGAUCGCUUGCAGACAACUCUAAACCAACAACUAUUUAUAUCCGACUAUCUGCGCACCUGUAUAACGAAAUUAAGUGCAGUUUCUCGAGUAUUUAACGAACUUGAAAAUGGGGAUGAAAACAGUGGUGGUGAAGAGGCCCCAUCCCUUAAGUCGGAUGAGAGACAGACCCCACCACAGAGUGAUUCCAACAGCGCAACCGCAUCAGCACUUAAUUUGUCCGUGCCAUCGCCAACCCAAGCCCCGUCUCUUUCGCUUACUCCGCCCUUCUUCAACUCCUCUUCUCCACUUCUCUCGGAGACGUCGCGAAACCUCCUUUUGCAUUCCGCCCUCAAUUCCCAGUCUGCAAAGACUGAUUCACUACCAAUUAAGUCAGAGACUUCGCCAGUUACUCAGCGCCUCCCUCCAACUACAGUGGAGGAGGCUGUUCGGUGCAUGGUUGACGACAUAUCAGCUGCGACUUCCAAGACGAACAGCAGCCACGCGCAUCCCUACCAACAAAGGCACAAACUUUCCUCGCCCGUCCCUCCACCACCCGCCCCUGCGCCGCCUCCACCACCCUCCCUGACCUCGGGGGAGUUUCCCACCAACACAUUUAACGCUGCCCGUGCUGCCGCCGCUGCUGUUUCCGCUGCUCUUGGCUUCCAUUUUCCCCCACCGGACAUGUUCAGCCUCAACCCCCCUGCGCCGCCAGGACCACCACCACCUGCACCACCAACCCCACUACCAUCGAAGACUAAUGGUGUUUCGGAUAGUCCUGAUCCCCAGAAUACGAAAAACGGUGCUGAUGACUAUGCCUCGCGACCCUACCGCUGCACCACCUGCGGCCGUGGCUUCGCCGUGAAGGCAGGUCUGAUGCAGCACCUGCGCACGCACACCGACGAGCGACCCUAUCCCUGUCCUGAGUGUGGCCGCGCCUUCAAGCAGAAGAUCCAACUAACUACCCACAUGCGCGUGCACUCAGGUGAGCGACCAUAUGGCUGUCGCAUCUGCGGCAAACUCUUCCGUCAGCAGAGCCACGUGGUACAGCACUUGCGGACCCACACUGGCGAGAAACCGCACAAGUGUACCCGGUGCAAUAAGGCCUUCCGACAGAAGUACAGCCUCAUUUCGCACCAAAGGCGCAUGUGUCAGAGCAGGUCGAGCUCCAGCUCUGCUCUCAUAGCUGGGAUGACAAUGUGGAUUGGGCCGGGUGGGAGAGCGGCAGAGAAGGCAGCCGCGAAGGCCGCUGCUGCCGCCGCCGCUGCAGCAGCAGCUGCCGCACAAAACGGACUACGUUCUGCGCACUCACCAACUCUUCUUCCACCUCCUCCUAUUACAAGCGCUGCAUCCUCACUGUCACUGCCGUUUUCCACACCACCACCGGCUUCGACUGAGCGGAAUCUCUCACCCGGAGCAACGUCCAGAGUCGAAGACCGCUCCUCCUGCAGCCCAGCAAGUUCUCAUGGCGGUGGCGGUGGGGGUGGUGCCAACUCCUUUCGUCAGCCCUCACCACAUCCCAAACACUCCCCCAUCGGUGGACUCAACUCAGCUGCCUCUUCGGCUGGACGAUCGUUCCACGAGAAUGAUUAUAGCAUUGCCACUACUUCCUCAUCCUCAUCCUACCCUUCACCCUUUCACUCGGGUGCAACCGAUCUCCGUCUGAACAGUGGCGGCGGCUUCCAAUCUAGACUGGACGAUACCUCAUCCGCCGCCAUGGAGACAGCAGGUGUCUAA
This is a messenger RNA of Echinococcus granulosus, 3018 nucleotides long. RefSeq lists its product as hypothetical. Gene Ontology annotation, molecular function: sulfur dioxygenase activity. The transcript has 10 exons. NCBI's taxonomy places the organism in Eukaryota, Metazoa, Platyhelminthes, Cestoda, Cyclophyllidea, Taeniidae. The record is from RefSeq and is a predicted model, not a curated record. Gene Ontology annotation, biological process: glutathione metabolic process; hydrogen sulfide metabolic process. The coding region runs from base 1 to 3018 and encodes 1005 amino acids.